Molecule: messenger RNA, 8704 nt
Organism: Peromyscus maniculatus bairdii (prairie deer mouse)
Lineage: Eukaryota; Metazoa; Chordata; Mammalia; Rodentia; Cricetidae
Source: RefSeq, a predicted model, not a curated record
CUCCUGAUGUCAUUGCUAAGAGGUGUCCGUCCCCAUGACAACGCAUUGUCUCCAAGUUCAGAAGCUUAGCUUCCUUGCUUCAGGACAAGACCUGGCUGGCGGGGACACUGACAGGAGGCAGCAGAGAUCCUCACUGCUUAGCCAGGAAGAUGCAAGCCAACCCCAUCCGCAUUCCAACUGUUAGCAAUGACACCGCCUGGGACUACUGCUUCCAUCUGUCACAGCAAAACAGGAACCCAGCACAACACACUGAUGACUUGUUUACUAUCUGUCAGUAUAGAGAGACUGAAGAAGACACUACAGUCCAGAAAAAAGGGAUGGCUCUUCCAAAACAGCAAUUAGCUGAGUCCCAGGAGAAAGUUGGUCAGCUCGUUAAGGAAAAAAUGAAUACCAAAGCAAACAAGGAGCUGAUUCGGUGUUUCAUCCUUUCUCGGAUUAUUUUUGGGGAAGAACACUGGAAAUGUGCGCAGGCUUUAGCCAACCUGGCUUAUGGUUACCUGACACUGAGAGGCCUCCCAGCUCAGGCCAAGAAACAUGCUGUGUCUGCCAGGAACACACUGCUGACCUGGAAGCAAAACACAACCUCAGACAAGGAGAAAAGGGAAAUCCUGGGAGCUCUGGUCAUGCUCUACUACACUCUGGGAAUAGCUUGGCUCCUCCAAAAGCGUGGCAAACAGGCCUAUAUCCACCUGCAGAAAGCGGACAGAAACAUGAAGGAACUGAAAGACUUGAACAACGGAGGUGUUGGGGGAAGCCAAGUCUCAGAGAAAGACCUAACCGUUGCUUUGGGCAGAGCCUCCUUGGCCAUGCACAGGAUGAACCUAGCUCUGGCAUACUUUGAAAGGGCUAUUGGCAACAUCAUCAUUGCCAAGGGUCAUGGCACAUCAGAACUGAUUAGUCUGUAUGAAGAAAUCGCUCAGAUUGAGCAGCUGAGGAAGAACCAUGAGCAGGCCAUCCAGUAUUUGCAGCAGGCCUAUUCUAUCUGUGUUUCUUCAUUUUCUGAAGUCAGCCCCCAAACUGCUGAGGCGAGUGCUUUGCUAGCUAAAGCUUAUGCCAUGUCUGGAGAAUCCCAGCACAGGGAUGCAGUUGAGAUUUAUUUCAUAAGAAGUAUUAGUACAUAUCAAACAUUGGGCUCUAAAGAUUAUGAAACUCUCACCGCUAUUGAAGACUUUUGUACAUGGCUCAUCCAAAAUGGCGAAAAACAGGUGGCUUACAAACUGAUAAAGUAUACACUGAACUCUCGCACCUAUGGUGACUGUGGUAAGAAAGUAGCCGAAACCUUUUAUAACAUGGGCAGCAUCUGUUUUGCCAAAGGAGAGCUCAGAAAUGCGAUUCAGCUGUUAAGGAAGUGUCUGAUGGUUCAAAUUCUUAUCUAUGGAAGUAAGCAUAUUAAGACCAGAGAGACUAAAAACCUCCUUACCCUAUUGCAGAGUAAGGACUUCAGUGGACUUGAGUUAUACACAUGGGAACAGCAACUCAGCUGACACACUCCAGAACCAUUUCUGUAUGGAAAACCUGAGAAUAAUCGAUUUGCUCAAGCUAAGCUGCCCAGAAAGAGGCAGGGCUGGGAUUUCACACAGGUCUCUCUAACUUCAGAAUGUGGCCUCUGGAGGCAGUAUAGCUUCUACUAUAAAAGCAGAUUUAAAACUCCAGGCUUCAACUCUCCACUCUUUCAUCUUAGAGAACUUACUUUAACGCCCUUAGCCUUACUUAGAACUCACUUAACUCCCGUAGCCUGGAGUUACGCACCACUAUAAUAAUGGCACUUCCCUCUCAUGUCUGCAUUAAUGAGACCAUACGUUAUGGUCAGGUUCUGGCCAACUUUAAAUCUUAAAUGUUUACUGAUUGUCAACAUCAUAAUAAAAUGUCAAUAAUGAUAGUAAUUCUUUUUCUGAAGUAUAGACAUAAUGAGCCAGGAUGUUUAAAUGAGUCGUAUAUAUUACCAUAUUAUUAUUUUAUGUUAGGAGUAGGGUAAGGAAUAUUCAUGACUGGAGUAAGACAGGAUUUUAACCUAUUUUUACCACCUAGGAAGUACAUGAACCUGAGCAAAUCUGCUACUCCUCCUUGAGCCUUGGCUCACUAACAUUUCAGUAAAUCAUGAGUUGUUAGUACUUUUUAAGUCAUAAGGAUUGAAGCAGAAUCCUGUCUAUGCAUGCCCAACAGAGUAUGUGCUAAGUCAGUGUUAGCUGCACAUUCUUCCCUCCCCUUCCUUACAAAACACUCACUGCCUCUUACUUUUAAGGCAACACAUCAGAAUAUUUGAAAUCUGAGGUAACUGUUAGUCAGAAUCACCAUAUUUUGUGAUUGAGGAUUUGACACUCUGCCUUAUUCAAUGUACCUAUUGUGUUUUGAAAUUACUACCAAUGAAACAAUAACAAAAAUAAAAACAACAACAUGCGAUUUCAGAGACAAAAUACAGUCUCUUUCCUCAAAUUUGGAGUAAAACUUCUACCCAGCUUGUAUUCAAACAAGAGAAGCCUCACAGCUGGAGAGAUGGCUAAGUCAGUUAAAGGAGCCUGCUGCCACCUCUGAAGAUAAUUCUUGAGACCCACACGGUGGGAGAAGUGAAAAGACUCCUGCAAUUUGUCCUUUGACCUCCAAAUGCAUGCCAAUGCUUAUCAUGGCAUGCAACGCAAGAGUGCAUAUACAUGCACACACCAAAACAAACAAACAAAAAGUAAAUAUAAAGAUAGGAGACCCACAACUGGUCAAGGCUCAAAUAAUAAGUGACUGCUGAGUGCUCAGCCCUAAAGGAGAUAUCGAUCGAUCGAUUGAUCUGCACUCCCCUCCUAGGGCUCAAACAUCGUUGUGGAAGAGGCAGCAGAAAGACUGUAAGGAAUAGGGUGGUUGGGUGACCACAAGGAAACAAUGUCCUCAGUGUACAAGAGUCGCUCAUGUGAGCUCAUAGUGGUUAUGACACCACGAACAAGAUCUACACAAGUUUAAGGCCCACAUGCAAAAUUAGAUAGGCAGCAUUAAUAGGACUGGAUGGCUUUAAAAAAAUGAGAAAACAAAGUUGGAUGGGUGAGAUGAGAGGUAAAUCUGGGAGAAGAUGGAAGAGGGGACAGGACAGUCAAAAUACAAUGUAUUCUUAGAGUUAAUAAAAUAUAUUUUUAAUUUUUUAAAGAGAAAGUUCAAGAUAAAUGGAUAAAUAAAUAAAUAUUUUCUCAGUAGCCUCAAGUUGACAAGAGCCCUAGAAGGAGGAGAAAUUAAGGGACAUUUGUGGAAGCCGAUGUAGACCAGGCAGUCUACAUUUCUUGAGGUGUCUGAACUUAAGUGGAUCAGGUUUCAGAUUCCCACUCCUUCACUAUGUAGAGGAUCUAGCUUUGAUGGGUUUGCAUCUGCAUACGGAGAAACCUGUUCAGUAGGUCACACUCUGGAACCCAUUUUAUACACAGACACACUGAGAACUGAGUUUCUCCAGUUACUUUGCCCAGGAAGAGGCAGGGCUGCUGGGAAUUUAAUAUAGGUCUCUAACUGCUCUCUUUCUCUGCUGAAGACAGCAAGAUCUAGACCUAGCCCGAGUCCAUAUAAGGGGAAAAGAAGUCUUUUGAAGGCCUCUGCUGUAGCAGAUAUUGCGUCAAUAAAGGUUUUUCUUUCCCUGAAACAAGCCGGUAUCUCAUUUCCCAAGAACUGCUGAGCAAAGCCAUGGGUAGUUGCCAAAGCCCAGAUGUCCAAAAGCAAUGCACGGAUUGCUCUCUCUGCUUCAGCAUCUCACUGGAACAAUCAGUCCCAGAUGUCCUGGGACUCUGCUGUGUUCCGAUGUGCUCUAGUAUGCUUUCCCCCACCUCCUGCAGGAACGUAGUGAAACAAUCUCUGGACUGCCAUGGCCAGCAGCCUGAAUUCUUGUCUUUUGGGGCCUAUGCAAAGGAGUUAGAGCAGAUGGGCCACUUGAAGCAGGAGUUAAUUCCAAGGCAGAACAAUAGUUGCAAGGGCACAAGGACAUUCUGUAAGAUUUCAGUGCAUGGAACAGGCAGAGAAAACUUCAGAUUUGGAAACAAACUUGGAGGUUGUUUGGUUCAAAUUUUACCUGAGUCACAAACGCACUUCAUUUUUGUUGUUUUGUUUUGUCUUUAGAGACAGGGUUUCUCUGUGUAGCCUUGGCUAUCCUGGAACUCGUUUUGUAGAUCAGGCUGGCCUUGAACUCACAGAGAUCCACCUGCCCCCGCCUCCUGAGUGCUGGGAUUAAAGGUGAGUGCCACCACCGCCCGGCUAUUCACUUCAAUUUUAACCAUUCAUAAAUCAAGCUCUUAAGAAUGAGCACUAUGCUUCAGGUCUUUUCCUUUCAGAGAAAACACACAUGUACCAGUUUAAAAUUAUUCUGUAGCACACUUUUAAUAGAAUUAUAAAUGAAAAUGAUGUGGACUAAAUUGUGAAGCCAGAACUUGAGUGUAAACUUUGUGCAGGAAGGGUCCAAGGUCUUCAAAUGUAGGUAGACAACUGUAGCACCAGAUAGAAAAGAAGCCAGAGAGGGUCUUCCAAGCAGUGUGAACAAAAGCUCAGUGUCCUCGCGAUGGUAUGUAUUUCUCAGGGAAGCAAGUAGACUUGACUUGUUCUAGUUUAAGGUGCAUGAGUAAUAACGUGCUGCCAAUAAACUUGGGAUGAAAUACUAGGGCCAUACUAUGGGACUUUCACUUCAUAAACUAUACUAAAUAUUUUAGGACUUAUUUAGAUGGCAACUAUCGAAGAACUUUGAACAGGUUACAAUAGCCAGUUAUCAGCUUUCAGACAUUAACUCUGAUAGCAAUGGGCCUGAAAGAUAGUACCUAAGGAGAAAUAAGGAGAGUACUUAGAGGGCAGAUGCACCAGCCCAAGAGAGGUGUUGUGAUCUUUAAGUACCUAAGCUAUAGUGAAAGCAUGUAUAGAUGGUAGACUGAGAAACAUUCUAUAGUCUAUGUUGACAAACUUUGAAACCAAUUAGAUGUGAAGUGUGGCAGGGGCAAGAAACAAAGGUGGCUUUGAAGUCUCUGGCUUAGGCUGGAGAGAUGGCUCAGCAGUUAAGAGCACUGGUUGCUCUUCCAGACAUCUUGAGUUCAAUUCCCAGCAACCACAUGGUGGCUCACAACCAUCUGUAAUAGGAUCUGAUGCCCUCUUCUGGUGUAAAGGUGUACAUGCAGAUAGAGCACUCAAAAUUUAUUUAUAAAAGAAUUUAUAAUUUAUUUAUAAAAUAAAUAAAUCUUAAAAAAUAAGAAGUCUCUGGCUUGACAACUGGGUGAAUACAAUGGACAGUGCUGGCAGAGGAGAGGAGACUAUCUUGGAGGAUGUCUAGGACCUAGGGAGAUAAUGAUUUCCAUGUUGCAUAUGCUAUGUUUGAAGUACUCCCUGCACACCCACUUGGCAAUGUCCUGUAAAUCUACUUGGCAAUGUCUAGUAAGCUGCGGGCAGUUUGGAACAAGAGCUCAAGGAGAUAUAUACUGAAGCUUAUGAGAUAGAUAAAAUAAUCUACAGAAUGUGUGUAUAUGUGAAACAACAGGACUUGGAAAGAACUCUGGAGAGCACGCAUGCUUAUUUUGGAGAGAUUGUAGCAUGAUGAUUUAAUACCUUAGCAAUGGGACACAAAUUUGAGCUUUCAUAUUAACAGUAAGACUUCCUAACUCUCACUUUAUCCCUAAAAAUAAGAUCACUCUAUCUAAGCAUUUAAUAUAUGGCAGACACACAACUUCCAUGAACUGUAGUAGUAGUAAUAAUAACAACAAUAAGCUAUUGGCAAAGUCCAGUGGUAACACAGGACUUUAAUACCAGCACUAGGGAGGCAGAGGCAAGCAGAUCUUGAUGAUUUCAAGGCCAGCCUGGUUUACAGAGCUAGUUCUAGGACAGCCAAGGCUAUACAAAGAACCCUGUCUUAGGGGGUGUGUGCAACUGAACAGUGAGCAUACAUGAUUUCUAAUCUCAAGCAGUAUUAACCAAGAUGAGUGUUAGCUUGUUAUUUGUGAUAAUGGAAACUACAGUUAUUAUAAGCCCAAUAUAAGGGGAGUCAGCCUUCUUUAUACAGCCUUCUUUAUACUUUGUACUUUAUUGAAAAUACUUGUUGUUAUACUACCUUUUUGUUGGGUAUUUUGGGGGGAAAAUGAGUGAAAUGUUUAAAUGCAUGUGUCCCAUGACUCUAAACUAUGGCUCAGACUCUGUCUUUUGAGAUCCUUACACAAAUGAUGUGCAUGUCUGUCUGCAUCUUCCUUAAAGACUUCUUUCAUAGGAAAAAAAUGGUAGAAAAACUUAAUACCAACCAGAAGAAACAGUGGUAUAUGUUUAUUUUCAUAUAGCAUGGUCAUUCAAAAACAUGGUUUGUAGAUUUCUGGAGAGUCACAGAAAAUACCUCAGAUAUAUUGAAAGGAAUAAGAAAAAAAUCCAUAUUGUUUUUUAUAAAUAUAUGAUUAGUAAAGAUAAUAGUAUUAUCUCUGGGCCAUUUGAGUGUGGAGACUUUCUUUAUGCUAUAUACUUCUGUUAUUUUCUAUUAAAUUUUAUAACAUGCAUUUUAUUUGUGGUGAUAGAAAGAUAAACCCAAGCAUGUGACACAAGCGUCAAUGUUAAGAGAUAAUUCAGUGUAGCAGUAAGAACUGGGAUUACACCAAUGGCUGGGUUACAACCCAGCUCUGCUGUGUAUUAGCUAUGGUCUUGGACAAAUCACUGGUCAGUUUCCUCAUCCAUAAACUAGGGAUAAGCACAGAAUGCCCAAUUUGUAUGGCUGUUGUAAGUAAAUGAGUUAAUGUGAGGAAAACUGUCUGGAAAGACAUCUGGCAUGGAGCAUGUGAUAAUUAGAGAUGAUGAUGAUAAUGAUGGCAGAUGUGAAGUGAGUGGAGACUAAUAAAAGCCAUUCUACUGGCAAAUAGGAAAUCCCCAUUUACUAAGAUUAGCAUGAACUCGAUUAGUAGAACAACUUUUUGAGAUUGUUUGUCCAGUACCUGAUUAAACAUGUUCCAUAAUAAGAAAGUCACUUAAUACCUUGCAGUCUGGUCCUUCCAUUACAAGAGAGUCCUAACUAUAGAAUAAUUUAGACCACAGACUAAAUGUAGUGUUACAAAGCUGUUUGAAUCUCAUUCAUUCCAACACUUUUCACAUACAAGUUAUCCUAAAUUUCAGCUUUCUUUAAUGAGGGGUCAAAUAGAAUCUAUACUAUACAAACAAUGCAGAGUGAGAGUAUUUACACAAGGCACUUGGCACCAGCAUGUAGUAGGCAAUAUGAGAUUAAUAGAUAUUGACUGUGACUAUUAAUCCAGACUGAUUGGCAGUAUGAAAGCGUGGAGUAUCACCUUCAUUUUCAUCCUAGUCAAAUAUCUCUGGGACAACUGCAAACUGAGAAGUUAUGUUGAUAGAGUUCUUUGAUGAAUUUUGAAGCUAUAUGUGCCAAUAGAGGGGGUUAAAAAAAAAAGGUUCCUUUUUUACAAGAAGAGAAAGAAAGCAGGUACCACAGAGUCCAUUGACCUAUCAGGGCCCAAGCUUCUUUUUUUUUUUUUUUGUUUUUAAAUAAACUUUAUUAUAAAAACUUGUGGGUUGGGGGGAUUGGCAUACACCAAACCCAAAGUCAAUACAUCUUAAUGACAUCUAACUUGUAUUCAGUUAGAGUAGCCAUUCUGAAGCACAGAACUCGACAUUGGACUUUACUCUUUUAAUAGCAAAUGUAUUUAGUGGAUUUAUUCACCACCCAGAAAGGAAAAAAAAUCUAUGACACAAUUGGAACUAGAGAAACAUCUUUCAGAGCUCAUGUCCAUUACCUGCAUUCAGUCCUUCCUCAUCUUGGGCAUGUAAACACAAUGGAGCAGCUGCUUCUGGGCUGGGAGGCUGGGAGGGGAAAGGUGAAGGAAUGAAGCGUGAAAACCCCUUUGUGAAGUUAAAAGGGAGAGUAUUUGGUCAGUAUGAGAGAGUGAGAAGGACCAUUGGCUUCAGGGUCCAGAUACUAACUGGCAGCAGCUUUUCCAGAUCAGGAUUCAAGCACUAGCUUGAUAUAGUGGCUCACAUGGAGAAGCAAACACUUGGGAGCCUUUAGUUCUCUGCCUUCAGAUCUCCUUUAUGGCAAACAGUGACUCCUAAGCCAUGAAGAGGCAGUUCUGGGGGUUCCUUGUUUUUGGCAGAACCACUGGGAGAUGGAUAGUCCACAGCCAUUCUUCCUUGCCCACAAAAUGGACAAGUAGGAGGGUCUAGUGUGGACUAAGACAAGGCAAGUUCACACCCUUCAUCUCAUGGUAUCUCUCGGUUGUUAACUUCCUGGAGUGGUACUUGCAGAUCAACAGCAAAGUUCCAGCUUUGGUAGUGUUUGGUUUAUUGGCAUUUUCUGCCAUACGCUGUGGGCAGGGGAAUACCUAUACUAUCAACAAUUAUUUGCUAUUCAGGGGUAGAGAAAAGAAUACUGUCCUCUGAGGCAGUGACCCUCCUGGGGGAUAGCAAUUAUGCUCUGAGUUACUUAUACAUUUUUGGACUCAGUCUACCUGUCUUAUGCAUGCCUUUAACAUCUGGUAAGAACCCACCAAAUAACAGAUACAGCCAGAGAGGUCAGAGGUUAGCAACAUAAAUAAAACAUUCCAUUCACCAUAAGGGGACAGCCUUCAGUGCAGGAAAUAGCUCAAAGAAACUAUAAAAAUACAAAACAUGAGUUCCAGAUUAGAGCCCCCUAUGCAGUGAGGAGAAGAAGAAGACAGUAGCUAGAGGACCCAGAAAAGCCUUCAGAGUGUAACUACUGAGCUGUUUCCCAAAGGGAAAGUUCAUCCAGACC